AUGACCACAGGCGGAGGUGUCUCCAUCGCCGCCACCAGGCCGUCGCCGGCGAUUCCCUUCCUAAUCGUCGCCAUCCUCGCAGGUUUGCUCUCCUCCCCCGCCGCGGUUUUUCUCCUCGCCCUCGGCGUCUUCGGCCUGUUUCCGAUUCUCUGCGAUUCCAGCGACCUGGACUUCAUCUCCCUCCUCUCCGUCCCCCUCAUCGCACAGGUUGUGAACUCGUUCCUGUAUCAGCUGAAUCUCACUUUUCUUCCGGUAGCUGUUCUGAGCAUCUUGUUCCUCCUUGUCUACCCCGAUCAGAGACCCUCGCCGGCGAUCCCACUCCUCUUCUGCUUCUUCCUCGAGAGCUCGCUCUCUUCCCCUCCUGUGUUUUCGAGCUUCGCCGCCCUCGUCAUCUUCUGGCUGGUUUUCGCCCGCGACGGUGACUGGAUCUUCUCCUGCUACCUCGCUGUUUGUCCGAUCGUCUUCCUCCUGGUUUCCCAUCGUCUGGGCUUCCUCGCGGGUUGA
This is a messenger RNA of Spirodela intermedia, 504 nucleotides long. Lineage: Eukaryota; Viridiplantae; Streptophyta; Magnoliopsida; Alismatales; Araceae. The record is from the annotation of a GenBank genome assembly.